AUGAAGACCCUGCUGGCCCUGGCCCUGGUCACGUCCCUGGCUGGAGGAACCCCCAGUCACAGGUUGGGGGUCACCAGUGUGGGAUUGUUGGGGGCUCUGGGAUGGUGCAUUGCUCUCACCCCCACUCCUCCUCCUCAUCUUCACCCAGGCAAAGCUCUGAAAUGCCACAAAUGCGUGGCAUCCAACGAGAACGACUGCAACCAGCAGGGAUCCCACAGCUGCCCCCAGUACGCCGACGCCUGCUCCACCAUCACUGCACCCAACAGCAUCAUUAAAUCCUGCUCCUACAAAUCCUUCUGUGACCAGGCUCGGCGCGGCGGCUCCGGCGGGGCCACCGUGCGCUGCUGCUUCAGCGACGACUGCAACGGGCCGGCGGCUCGGGGCUCCCGGAACGGCGGGGGAACGGCCCGGCCUCCCCCCGGCGGGCUCCUGGCCACGGCCCUGGCCGGGACCAUGCUGCUGGGCUGGCUCUGA
This is a messenger RNA of Agelaius phoeniceus (red-winged blackbird), 474 nucleotides long. Lineage: Eukaryota; Metazoa; Chordata; Aves; Passeriformes; Icteridae. The record is from RefSeq and is a predicted model, not a curated record.